Australozyma saopauloensis is the source of this 636-nucleotide messenger RNA. RefSeq lists its product as uncharacterized. NCBI's taxonomy places the organism in Eukaryota, Fungi, Ascomycota, Pichiomycetes, Serinales, Metschnikowiaceae. Gene Ontology annotation, cellular component: cytoplasm. The record is from RefSeq and is a predicted model, not a curated record. The transcript has a single exon. Bases 1 to 636 code for a protein of 211 amino acids.
AUGGAUGAUUCUCAAGUCGUGGAGAAGUAUCAGCAGUCGAAGCUAGAGGCCACUGAAAAUUCAGAUACAGAGUCGCUACUGGAGCUUCUAGAAAGCUUGGAGAACGACGAUGCGCUCGAGACAUAUAGGGAGGAACGCCUUUCGCAAUUGAAAAAGGAAUUUCGUCUGAUAGAUCGCGCAGUUGAGGAUUUUGGCGACCUAGCUGGAACAGUACACUACACGAACAACGAGAAAGAGCUCAUGGAUACUGUUGCAAAUGCAAACACAGCCAUCGUCCACUUCUACCAACCUGCCUUCAGUAGGUGCCAGGCAAUGAAUGACCUCUUGAGUUUGGUUGCCGAGAAGCACUUGCCCAUUCAAGUUUUGGCAAUACAAGCUGAGGACGCGCCAUUCCUAGUUAGUAAACUCAAGGUGAAGAUACUCCCGUUUGUUGUGAUCUAUAAACAAGGCCGAGAAGUUUCAAGAAUUGUUGGAUUUGAGGGGAUUGGUGGAUCAGAGAAGGGUGCCUCGUUGCAGAGCUUCGAGGCUUUUUUGAUGCUGCGAGGACUAAUUGACAGAACAACUACCAACACGAAAAGCGUACGCGAUAAGAAGGCAAUUGAUAUCGAAGAGGAUUCCGGUGACGAUUGGUACUAA